AUGUCGUUUUUCAAGAACGUUGCUUCUGGUUUUGGCAAACAUAAUCGUGAUUCUAUUCUUAAAGAAUCAUUGAUAAAUAAUUUGUCAGAUUGUGUCAAAGACAUUCAAUACAAUAGUCAAUUUGAAGAAAACUUCCAUAGUGUUCUUGGAUCAACUGACUCAACAAAUACAUUAUGUAUGGCUUUGGAAGCAGUAUUUCUUCAUGGUUUAAAGGACACGUUUCUAAGGAAGGCUAAAAAUGUUAUAUCGGGUGAUCCUGAUUACCGUCCGCAGUCUAGUUUUUGGCCUCUUAUACUUGUUUUAUCUCAUAGACAAAAUAUUGAUCACAUAUCUUCACUACCACAAAUAAACACAGAAAUAGGUCAGUGCCGUGCUUGGUUACGAAUUGCUCUUAACGAUUGUUUGCUAUCAUCAUACAUGGCUACAUUAUUGAAGAAUAUAUCAGCCGUUAAACCAUUUUAUAAUCGAUCAGCAUUUGUUUGUGAUUCUGAAAUAUUAGAGGUAGCACAGAAACUCGUUGAAGGUUUAGAAUCAUGUGUUCAGUUUAACUUACCGAUAAAUUCAAGCUUAUUAAAUCAAUGGCCAGAACAGGUGCUAAUGCAAGCGGGGAUAUGGGUACCUACAAUGAGAGCUGCUCCUAUUAGUGCUGGCUUGGAUGUGGUCAGUACACUUUCUGAUGAAAAUAAAACUAAAUUAUCAUCUACACCAACACGAACAUCUAACCUUACAGGGUUAGGCAGAAUGUUGGCAUUAAAUGAAGAUGAAGCUUUAGAUUUUAUUCUUUCAAAGGAUUCAAACAAUAUUACUAAUAGAAUUGAUAAACCACAAAUCGAAGAAAAGAAUGUUGCUGAAGGAAAAAAAGACAACUACCAUAAGCAUCUUACUGCUUCUAUUACUGUUGAUAUUGAGAGACCAACUACUAGUCAAGAUCAAGAAGUUCAGGUGUAUCCUUCAUCUAUUGAAUCUGGAGAUUUUAUUACAUCAUCAGAUAUGCUUGUUACAGGAAACUCAUUAUGUGGAAAAGGAUGGUCAACAGACAAUAAUGAUGAAUUAAAUACAUCAAUAAAUUCAAAUUCGUCCCAUGGAAGUAGCCUUAUUAAAACUCCGGAAUUAAAAAGCCUAUCUUCUCUGUUAGAUCAUUCAAGUAACUUUGGUGACACAUAUGCAAAUACACCAAAUUUAAGAGAUAUUAUGAAAGAUAUUCACAAGGAAUUAAAGUUGACAACUGAGGAUAAUGAUAUUUGUGAUCUAACAGUAGAAAAUACAGUACCAGAGGAACUUGCAUUGUAUGGCUUAGAUUUUGAAGUUGUGCCUAAUAAUUCUACAGGCUCUUUUAGUGUCCAAGAAUUGCAGAAACUGGUACAGCAACUUGGAACAUUAUCGACUGAAAAGGGACUAGAUCAUCAAAAUUACCAGUGUAAAGGUUGUCAAGACUUAUUAGGCAGCACAGUUUCUAAAGCAAAAGUAUGUGGCUACACUGGAGAAUAUUAUUGUUCCAAUUGUAUGGAUCCAAAUGUGUUUAUAAUUCCAGCUCGAGUUAUACACAACUGGGAUUUCAAAAGAUAUCCAGUUUCAAAAAAAUCUGCACUCUUUUUGUUAGAAUUUCAACAUAAUCCAUGGAUAGAUAUGAAAAAGCUAAAUCCAAAGAUAUAUUGUGGUGUUUCAGACAUGGCACACCUUCAAGAAUUAAGAAUACAGCUUAAUUUUUUAAGGUCCUAUAUAUUUACUUGUAGAGAACCAGUUAUUGAAGAGUUACAAAAAAGGGUUUGGCCUAGGGAGUACUUGUAUGACCAUGUGCACUUAUACACAAUAUCUGACCUUGCUCAAAUACCUAAUGGUUCCUUAGUGUUGCAAUUGGAGAAGGUGGUUAAUUUUGCUAAAUCACAUGUGCUUGAUUGUUGGCUUUGUAGUCAAAAGGGAUUUAUAUGUGAAGUCUGUCGAGAUCCAAAAAUAUUGUACCCCUUUGAAACAAGUAUAACUUACAGAUGUGAUGAAUGCUCAAGUGUUUUUCAUGCUAAAUGUCUUAAUGCAAACACACCUUGUCCAAAAUGUAAGAGAAAGCAGGAGCGUACUGGUGAUUCCUCUUUGAUAGAUGCUGUUCAUUUCAUUAAGUAA
Molecule: messenger RNA, 2115 nt
Organism: Parnassius mnemosyne (clouded apollo)
Lineage: Eukaryota; Metazoa; Arthropoda; Insecta; Lepidoptera; Papilionidae
Source: the annotation of a GenBank genome assembly